AUGAUAAUCUCUGAAGUGAUUCCCUGCUGCCGUCUCCUUCCGCCGUUCCACCACAUAAAGUACAUAAACACCCUCGUCCAGCUGCGCAGCUUCAACAGCCCGCCCACCACCGCCCAAGUCAGCGUCCCAGCCAAAAUUGCGUCGCCUGUCUCGCGCCCCUUCACCUCCCUCCUCGCUCCCACAAUCGACACCCAGUACCCCUCCAUGACGGCGACGCAGACCACGCACGAGUCACUCUCGCAGCGGCGCCGAAUGCACCACGAAGCCGAUGUUGUUAUAAUCGGGGCGGGCGUCUUCGGGUGCGCCGUGGCGGUCACGUUGGCGCGCCAGGGCCGCAGCGUCAUUCUCCUCGAGCGGUCGAUGAAGGAGCCUGACCGGAUCGUGGGGGAGCUGCUGCAACCCGGCGGCGUGUCGGCAUUACACAAGCUGGGAUUGUCGGAGUGUCUGGAGGGCAUUGAUGCGGUGGUUGUUAAUGGCUAUAAUGUCAUCUACUACGGGAAGGAGGUUCAUAUCCCGUACCCGUACGAUACGAGGGUGGAGAAGUCGAGGGCGAUGAGGGAGUCAAGGCCGGUGGGGUGGUGUUUUCACCACGGACGGUUCAUUAACAAGCUCCGCGAGGCGUGCAAGAGCGAGCCGAAUAUCACGAUCUUCGAGACGACGGUGAAGGGGACGGUGAGCACGGAUAACAACGAGCAAGUCCUCGGCGUAAAGACAGAGACGACAGACCCCAUGGACGGGUCGAAGAAACCGGAUUACUUCUUCGGCGGCCUCACCAUCGCAGCAGACGGCUACGCAUCCACCCUGCGAAAACAGUACAUCUCCAAGACCCCCGUGGCGAAGUCCAAAUUCUACGCCCUCGAACUCAUAGACUGCCCCAUCCCAACCCCGAAUCACGGCCACAUCAUCCUCUCCGACAAUGCCCCCGUCCUCGUCUACCAGAUCGGCACCCACGAGACCCGCGCGCUCAUCGACGUCCCCGAGAACCUGGAGACCGCCAAAGCCGCCCUGGGGGGCGUAAAAGCACAUAUUCGCAAUGUCGUCGUGCCAACGCUUCCGAAGCAAAUCAAGCCGACUUUUAUAAGGGCGCUGGAGGAGGGGAAACUAAGGAGUAUGCCGAAUUCGUGGUUGCCGCCGACGCAGCAGCAGACCCCGGGGAUUGUGGUACUGGGGGAUGCGAUGAACAUGCGUCACCCCCUCACCGGCGGCGGCAUGUCCAUCGCCCUCACCGACGUGGUCAUCCUCUCCGAGCUCCUCCACCCGACUCGCAUCGCGGACCUCUCCUCCGUCCCCGCCAUGAGCCUCGCAAUGCGCACCUUCCACUGGCGGAGGAAACAACUCGCAUCCAUCGUGAACAUCCUCGCCCAAGCCCUCUACGCCCUCUUCGCCGCCAACAACGCCGAGCUGAAAGCCCUGCAGCGGGGGUGCUUUGAGUACUUCCUCUUUGGGGGCGCGUGCAUUGAUGAGCCGGCGGGGAUGCUGGCAUGUAUCCUGCCGAGGCCGUUUUUGCUGUUCUACCACUUUUUCUCGGUGGCGCUGCUAGCGAUGUGGUUGAUUAUGUGUGAUUGUGUGGGGGAUUUGCUGGGGGUGUGGAGGGCGCCGCUGGGGGUGUAUAGGAGUGGUGCGGUGUUGUGGAAGGCGGUGGGGGUGAUUUUUCCGUAUAUUUUUUCCGAGUUGACGUGGUGAGAUGGCUUAUAGACUCUGGGAGGAGGAGCUUAGGUGGUGAGGAUAGGGCGGGGAGAUGAAAAAGUUGAUGGGCGGUGGUAAUGAUGAUGGGUGUUACUUACAUAUGCUUCGUUGAAGAACAUAAAACAUCACUGUACGACGUUUGGGGCGUUGUUGUGGGGGGGGGCAGACAGGCAUCCAGCAUAGCCUUCUAAUCUAUGGACACACUCUAUUCAAUCCAUUUUGUAGACCUACAAUGAGAGAACAACCGCAACUCAUGGCGAUUUUUGAAACUUGUGA
Messenger RNA from Pseudogymnoascus destructans, 1962 nucleotides. Its product is annotated as Squalene epoxidase. The record is from RefSeq and is a predicted model, not a curated record. NCBI's taxonomy places the organism in Eukaryota, Fungi, Ascomycota, Leotiomycetes, Thelebolales, Thelebolaceae. Bases 1 to 1683 code for a protein of 560 amino acids. Gene Ontology annotation, biological process: ergosterol biosynthetic process. Gene Ontology annotation, molecular function: flavin adenine dinucleotide binding; squalene monooxygenase activity. Gene Ontology annotation, cellular component: membrane; endoplasmic reticulum. The transcript has 2 exons.